This is a messenger RNA of Talpa occidentalis (Iberian mole), 400 nucleotides long. RefSeq names its product ovomucoid-like. The transcript has 4 exons. The record is from RefSeq and is a predicted model, not a curated record. Lineage: Eukaryota; Metazoa; Chordata; Mammalia; Eulipotyphla; Talpidae. The coding region runs from base 58 to 315 and encodes 85 amino acids. Gene Ontology annotation, molecular function: protein binding.
GAAUCUGCUAAGAAAUUCUUGACAGAGGAAACCCUGAUAGAUGAAUCAUUGUUCCUCAUGGAAAAAAUGAAAACUCUCUUUGUGGCUAUCUUGGCUACUUACUAUUUCUCAUAUUUCUUUGUUGAGUGUGUAUUUAAGGAAAUUAUGUGUGAUUAUUAUCAAAAGAAGUUUGUACAUGAGAAACACAUAUGCUCCAUCAGAGUCAGCCCAAUAUGUGCCUCUAAUAACGUUACAUAUCCUAAUUCCUGUGUGUACUGCUUCGCUAAAAUACAUUUGAAAUUCAGUCUUUCAGUUCAACAUCCUGGAAAAUGCUGAUUGUGACAUGAUUUCCCCUUUGUUCUGCAUGACAGAAGCCAUUUGAAUUAAGCAUCAUCAUUCCUUCAGAAAGUGGAAUUCAUUA